UAAUAAGAGGGGAUGAUGACGGCCUUCAUAGGAUACCGCAAACCCGCACUAGACACGAGUCUUCCCGCCUACUCAGGCUCCCCAUACUUCCGACCUCUCCCCGAGGCGCAUGCGCGCUGGCCCGCUGCGCUCUCCCUCCGCAGAUUCCGGGCUUCCGGUUCCGCCCGGACCAAGGGACCAAGACUGAUGGCAGCGUCAGAGAGGUUGGCAGGAGGGGUCGAUGAAGAGGCCGUGAAAGAAGAGAAUCCAGCGGCUCUGAAGCCCGGGGCCGCCCCGUUCGGAAAUUUCCCUCAUUAUUCUCGUUUCCACCCUCCCGAGCAAAGGCUCCGCCUUCUGCCCCCGGAGCUUCUUCGGCAGCUCUUCCCUCCCGAGGGUCCCGACAGGAGGCCGAUCCUGGGGCUCGACGUGGGGUGUAACUCCGGGGACCUGAGUGUGGCUCUAUACAGACAUUUCCUCUCCCCGAGCGAUGGAGAGACCUGCUCCAGAGAACUCCGCCUCCUGUGCUGUGAUAUAGACCCAGCCCUUGUGGAGCGGGCUGAAAAAGAAUGUCCUUUCCCCGACGCCCUGACCUUCAUCACCCUGGACAUGAUGGACCAAAGGAACAGGGAGGCCCCGGUGAACUCUUUCCUAAGCCAGUUCGGGCGUUCCGUAUUCGACGUUGUGUUCUGCAUGUCGGUGACCAUGUGGAUUCAUCUGAACCACGGGGACCAAGGCCUGUGCGCGUUCCUGGCCCACGUCUCCUCUCUCUGCAGCUACCUCCUGGUGGAGCCCCAGCCCUGGAAGUGUUACCGGGCAGCGGCACGGCGCCUCCGGAAGCUGGGCCUCAGUAAGUUCGAUCACUUCCGCGCUCUCGCCAUCCGGGGUGAUAUGGCCAGCCAGGUCGUGCGGAUCCUGACGCAGGACCACGACAUGGAAUUGGUGUGCUGCUUCGGCACCACCAGCUGGGACCGAAGCCUUCUGCUCUUCAGAGCGAGGCACGCCACCACGGAGACUCAGCCAGUCCCUGCAUCCCCGAGAAAAGAUUCUGAAGCCAGUAGGACCGAGCAGCGAGACCAGCAAAGACAGACUGCGGAGCUUUUGUACUGAGAACUGCUCCUGCGUCCCGGAGCCAUCAGGCAGUCUGGAGGCCUGGUGGGAGCCUGUGGCAAAGCGUCGGGAACAAGCCACUCAACACUGCCUGUGUUUCCCGUGUUUGGAAGGGGAUGGGGCCGGGCAGA
Molecule: messenger RNA, 1217 nt
Organism: Acomys russatus (golden spiny mouse)
Lineage: Eukaryota; Metazoa; Chordata; Mammalia; Rodentia; Muridae
Gene: Bcdin3d
Product: BCDIN3 domain containing RNA methyltransferase
Exons: 2
Coding region: 13-1086 (357 amino acids)
Biological process (GO): miRNA metabolic process; negative regulation of pre-miRNA processing
Cellular component (GO): cytoplasm
Molecular function (GO): O-methyltransferase activity; RNA methyltransferase activity
Source: RefSeq, a predicted model, not a curated record